Thunnus maccoyii (southern bluefin tuna) is the source of this 2475-nucleotide messenger RNA. Its product is annotated as extracellular calcium-sensing receptor-like. Gene Ontology annotation, biological process: G protein-coupled receptor signaling pathway. Gene Ontology annotation, molecular function: G protein-coupled receptor activity. The transcript is spliced from 8 exons. Lineage: Eukaryota; Metazoa; Chordata; Actinopteri; Scombriformes; Scombridae. The record is from RefSeq and is a predicted model, not a curated record. Gene Ontology annotation, cellular component: membrane. Bases 96 to 2474 code for a protein of 792 amino acids.
CAUCACAUUUUCAGCUUCCGGAGAACAGUACCUUGUAUGGAAGACACCACUGCGCAUGCACAGGAACCAGUUUCAGCUCCCGUGCCUUGCGCUGGAUGCAGACCAUGACUUUUGCAAUCAAAGAGAUCAACCAGCGCAAUGACCUCCUGCCACACCUUAAGCUGGGUUUCCACAUCCGUGACAGCGGUGACAACAUACCUGCGUCUCUGAAAGCAUCUUUACUACUGGUGAACGGUCAACCAGAGAGGGGCAAAGGUCUGGAGAUAGACACUGACUCUAAUUUAGGCUGUGGUGCCGUUAGCCAGGCUGUGUCCCCAGUAAUUAUAGGAGAUGCUGGCUCUGGGGUGUCUAUGGCUCUGCUAAGAAAUCUAGGUUCUUUCCACAUCCCCCUGGUGAGCUACUUUGCAUCCUGCAGCUGUCUGAGUAACCAAAGAGAGUUCCCUACAUUCAUGCGGACCAUGCCUAGUGAUGCCUUCCAGAUCAGAGCCCUGGCGCGCUUGGUUAGCUAUUUCGGCUGGACCUGGGUGGGAGUCAUUGGAGCUAAAUCUGAAUACGCUCGCUUUGCCAUCCAGCUCUUCCUCCAGGAGUCAGUGCACUAUGGUGUGUGUGCUGCCUACACACACCUCUACCCUGUAGCACUAAGUCAGCAAGAUGUAGAUGAGCUUCUUGAUAAUAUUCAGGUGGCAUCCUCCAAGGUCAUCAUUAACUUUUCUAGUGAAUCAGAGCUUCAGACUAUUCUGAGAGAAAUCAGACGUCGAAACAUAACCGACCUGCAGUGGAUUGCCAGUGAGGCCUGGUCCACUGCCAAAUCACUCUGGGAAAAAUUUGGAGAUCUCCUGACGGGAACAUUAGGAUUUGCUAUCCGGAGGGCAGAAGCAAUUCCAGGGUUGAAGCAACACCUCAUCAGUCUCAGACCAUCGUACAUACAUGACUCAGCUUACCUGGCAGAAUUUUGGGAAGAGAUGUUUAACUGUCGGCUAAAUGGGUCCGUGAACAGCCACUCUCACGGGGUCGACAAGUACCUAGACAGAUGUCCAUGUAAAGGGACGGAGGAUUUAAAGGAUGUUUACUCUCCUUAUUCUGAUGUAACACAGCUAAGAGUGUCAUAUAAUGUUUACAAGGCUGUGUAUCUUGUAGCCCAUGCAUUGCAAGAUAUGAGUGACUGCAUAAUUGGACAGGGGCCUUUCCUUAACGGCACCUGUGCAGACCCUAAGAAUUUUCAAUCUUGGCAGCUCAUCCACUACAUGAAGCAUACAAAUUUUUCUGCACUUGGAGAAAAAGUCAGCUUUGAUCAAAAUGGUGACCCCAUCGCUUACUAUGAUCUCCUUAACUGGCAGAGGAUGCCUGAUGGCUCACUACAUUUGGUUAAAGUAGGCUUCUAUGAUGCCUCAUUGCCUGAUGGAUACAGCCUGGUGAUAAAUGACUCAGUGAUUCAGUGGCCUGUUGGGAAGAAGGCUUCCCGGUCUGUUUGCAGUGACACUUGUCCUCCAGGUUCCCGCAUCGCCAGGAGGAAGGGGGAACCCAUCUGCUGUUUUGACUGUGUCCCCUGUGCUGAGGGAGAAGUUAGUUAUGAAAAUGAUUCUUUAGAAUGCUCACGCUGCUCAGAGGACAGAUGGUCCAAUAAAGCCAGAGAUCUCUGUAUCCCAAAGACAAUUGAGUUCCUUUCUUACCAUGAAAUAAUGGGUAUUGUGCUGUGUGUGGUAUCUGUCCUUGGAGCUUGCAUUUCCCUCUCCAUCCUUGCCCUAUUCUUCAUGUAUAAAGACACACCAUUGGUUCGGGCAAACAACAUGGAAUUGAGCUUCCUUUUCUUGGUGUUUCUUGCCGUAUGUUUCCUUGUUGGCCUGUUGUUCAUCGGAGAGCCCUCAGACUGGCUUUGCCGCAUCAGGUACCCAGCAUUUGGGAUCAGUUUUGCCCUCUGCAUUUCAUGCCUCCUGGCCAAGACAGGGGUGGUCCUAAUGGCCUUUAGGUCCACACUGCCAGGAAGUAAUGUCAUGAAAUGGUUUGGACCAAAACAGCAGAGAGCCAGUGUGUUUUUAGGAACAGCUGUCCAGGUAAUAAUCUGUCUUAUCUGGCUGAUCACCAGUCCACCUCAUGCCCACAAUAAUACGGAUUACCACAGUGCUACCAUCAUCAUCGAGUGCGUUACUGGCUCAGAGGUUGGCUUCUGGUGCGUUCUUGGAUACAUCGGCAUCCUGGCCUGUAUGUGCUUCUUAAUGGCUUUUCUGGCUCGGAAGUUGCCUGAUAAUUUUAACGAGGCAAAGUUCAUCACCUUCAGCAUGCUGAUAUUCUUUGCAGUGUGGAUUACUUUUAUUCCAGUUUAUGUGAGCACAGCUGGGAAGUACACGGUGGCUGUCCACAUCUUUGCUAUUUUAACUUCGAGCUUUGGUCUCCUUUUUUGCAUUUUUGCUCCAAAGUGCUAUAUCAUAAUUCUGAAACCAGAAGAAAACUCCAAGAAGAAAAUGAUGCACAAAUGAA